AUGGGGUCUGAGCGCUAUCCCGUUAAGCAUAAAGGCAUCUAUCACAAUCUGCCGACUUACGAUCCGUCUAUCAAAGAUCUCACAGCUAUCGUCACCGGUGCCAAUGGCAUUUCAGGCUUUCAUACCAUGCGGGUGCUGCUUGACAGCCCUGAGCGCUGGAGCAAGGUCUACGCCUUAUCGCGCCGCCCCCCUCCCAAAGAGAUGAUGGCUCUGCUUCCAGAGUCUCAGCGAUCUCGCGUACAACACGUUGCAGUCGAUUUUCUCGAAGAUCCCAGAAAGAUUGCGGAUGCAAUGAGCUCAGCCGGUGUCAAGGCCGACUAUAUCUUCUUCUACUCCUACCUGCAACCAAAACCCCCGCCAGGAGCUCCUGUGUGGUCCAACGCAGAUGAACUGGUAAAAGUGAACAGCGCGUUGCUCGACAACUUCCUCGGGGCUCUCACACUUGCUAAGAUCAUUCCCAAGCGGUUUUUGCUUCAAACUGGCGCCAAGAACUACGGCAUUCAUGUUGGUCGUGGUCGCACACCGGCCAUCGAAUCCGAUCCGCAACCGGCGCACCUUGAACCAAACUUUUACUAUCCGCAAGAGAAAUCACUCUUCGAAUUCUGCAAAGCCAACAACACCACGUGGAACGUUAUCCGUCCGGCUUGGAUCCUCGGCGCAGUCAACAAUGCCCAGAUGAACGCCUUGCAUCCCUUCGCCCUCUAUGCGGCAGUCCAAGCCCAGAAGGGCGAACCCUUAUAUUUCCCGGGAGAUUGGGAUACCUGGCAAUUCGAGGCUCAUCAUUCGUCUGCUAUGUUGACGGGUUAUUUGUCCGAGUGGGCAGUAUUGGAGGACAAGUGCAAGAAUGAAGCUUUUAAUUCCCAGGACACAGGACCGUUGAGCUGGGACCGCUUCUACGAGGAGUUGGCACGUUGGUUUGGCGUCGAGAAGGGUGUCCAUCCCCCCGAGGAGGAUCUGAGCAAGUUCCAUGAGAUAAAAGGCAGAGGUGGAAAAGAGUCUCCAAUGGGCUACGGCCCUCCGCCGACCUUUCGCGCCCUUUUUUCAUUUGUUGCCUGGGCUUCAGAACCGGCAAAUCAGGAGGCCUGGCAACAGCUCAUGAAGGCUUCUGGAGGUCAGCUGACGGACAACCCGUUCAAGGAUCCCCAAGCGAGCUUUGAGUUUGGCGAUGCCGCCUUGAUGAAGUUUGGUAGCCUGUGCAUGAACAAGGCUAGACGGCUGGGAUGGACAGGUUUCGUCGACACGAUGGAGGCUCUUUUUGAGAUGUACUCCGAGAUGGGCGACUUAGGAAUGGUCCCUAGAAUGAAGGUUGAUAAGCCGAAGCCUUUGGUGUAA
Molecule: messenger RNA, 1332 nt
Organism: Fonsecaea multimorphosa CBS 102226
Lineage: Eukaryota; Fungi; Ascomycota; Eurotiomycetes; Chaetothyriales; Herpotrichiellaceae
Exons: 2
Coding region: 1-1332 (443 amino acids)
Source: RefSeq, a predicted model, not a curated record